Messenger RNA from Schizosaccharomyces japonicus yFS275, 1849 nucleotides. RefSeq names its product phosphoprotein phosphatase. The record is from RefSeq and is a predicted model, not a curated record. Bases 326 to 1384 code for a protein of 352 amino acids. The transcript has a single exon. Lineage: Eukaryota; Fungi; Ascomycota; Schizosaccharomycetes; Schizosaccharomycetales; Schizosaccharomycetaceae. Gene Ontology annotation, molecular function: protein tyrosine phosphatase activity; protein tyrosine/serine/threonine phosphatase activity; hydrolase activity.
AACUCCUUGAAGGCGAACCGCUACAAAGUUUGACCGUGGAAAUUAGUCAGGACGGUUUGACGUAUAGCUUUAUUGCGUCUAGAAAUUUUUUUUUUUUUGGGUUGUUAUUAGUUUAGGGUUUUCGUGGUCGGACGCGUUUAUUAUUGUUGGUUUUUUCUACAUUACCGGAUUUUUUUUAUUUUGACUUUCUUUUGGAAUUGCUUCGUACAGAUUUUUACAUCGACUUACUCGAGUUUGUUUCUCUUUAAGGAACAAUAUUUCUUUUAUUUUUGUAUUUUUUUAGGGUAUUUUUUUAUUUUCUUCUUUUUUUUUUUUUGGGAUUAAUAUGGAAAAAGAAGAUUGGGCACCAGACUACUCUGACCUGCAUGGUUCCAUUCAAGAGGUAGAAACGAGUCUUAGAUUAAAAUUGAAAGACAAUGCUUCCGCUGGGGCUCCUUCAAAAAAUGAUGACUUAUACCCAACCUCCUUGGAUUGCAUUUCUGAAAUCGAACCUGGUUUGUAUAUGAGCAGCUGGAAAUGUGCUGCGGACUCAAAUGCGCGAGAAGAUAGAAGGAUUACUCACGUUGUGAGUGCUAUGAGUCUUCGUCCACAGCUUGAAGACGUGGAUGAAAAGAAUCAUCUCUGGUUUAAUGUGGAGGAUGCUAGUUCUCAAAACAUGAUCCAACUGUUUGAGGAGUUUAACAGCUUUGUCCACAACGCAAUUGCGAGGAAUGGACGUGUUCUCGUUCACUGCUUUGCCGGUUACUCUCGUUCCGCCUGUCUUGUCGCAGCUUACCUUAUGAAGCAACAUCACUGGACCACUUCCGAGACACUCCAUUUUAUCGCAGAAAGACGGCCCGGGAUUAGUCCAAACCCAGCGUUCUUGCGUCAACUGAAAGUUUUUGAAGAAUGCGAUUAUGAGCCUACACGCGAAAAGAAACCUUUUCGUUUGUGGCUUUUCAAACAGUAUGGUCAUUUUGCCAUGCUGAACACACAAACACCCUCCGACGUGGCUUACAACGAAUUGGUAGCCGCCAAGACCGGUGACAGUGAAGCACGGUGCAAAAAAUGUCGAUUUAUUUUAGCCGGCUCAAACUACAUUGUUCCUCAUGAACCGAAGACGAAGAACAGUGCCAUGAAAUGCAAUCACAUCUUUCUCGAGCCGCUUCGAUGGAUGCAGCCUGAACUGGAGAAAGGUGAGCUAGAAGGUCGCUUUCACUGUCCUAAAUGCUCUUCUAAAUUGGGCACAUACAAGUGGCAGGGUAUGCAAUGUAAUUGUCUUAGUUGGAUUUGUCCUGCAUUGAGUCUUCAACUGUCACGGGUUGACAUCGUGAAGCGUAUCGCUGUAGCUCCACGAGGAGCUACAGCGACAGGAAACAUUCUCCAAGCACUUCAGAGACGGUAAAAAAGGGGGAGGAAAAUCACGUUCUCACAUCACUUUUUCUUAUAGCAUGUUCUUGAGCUUAUAAUGCGCCAACUUUGAUCUGUAGGACUCUCGCCUCCUCUUUCAAUGAACUUCCCAAUACUAUCAGCUUUCUAUUAACAAGUGUACUCUACCUAUCGGCGUCUAUUACAGUUUAACCAUCGGAAAACACCUACUGUUUCUGAUAUACCUCAUUUCCACUAAACCACAUCCGCAAGCCAUUGAUGUCGGCCGAGCUACGAUAUUCUUGCUAACAAUUGCGAGAGAUGGAACAAUCGCUCUACGCCUGUCUCAUCAAUUAUCAGUGAUUCAGAACCACUCCCUGUGCCUACGUUGGACUACGCUGCUGACACAUAAUGCACCACCAUUCACCUAACAUAGGUAGACCCUGGAUUGAAUAGGCGAAUAUCGUACUUGGAAUUUACCUACUACGGUUCGAAAGGACAC